AUGGCAGAACUCGCUCCCGCCGCCGCGCCGGCCAAAGCGCCCAAGAAGAAAGCAGCUUCAAAGAGCAAGAAAUCAGGUCCGAGCGUCGGCGAGCUCAUCAUCAAAGCGGUUUCUGCGUCGCAGGAGAGGAGCGGCGUGUCCCUCUCCGCCUUGAAGAAAGCUUUACAGGCCGCCGGAUACGAUGUGGAGAAGAACAACUCCCGCGUCAAAAUCGCCGUCAAGAACCUUGUGAGGAAAAGCGUCCUGGUGCAGACCAAAGGUACCGGUGCGUCUGGCUCUUUCAAGCUGAACAAGACGCAGACCGCAGGCAAGAAGCCCGCCAAGAAAGCAGCGCCCAAAGCCAGAAAGGCGGCCGCUAAAAAGCCAACCGCGGCUAAGAAGCUCAAGAAGGUAGCGGCCAAGAAACCCGCCGCCAAGAAGUCUCCUAAGAAGGCGAAGAAGCCCCCCGCCGCCGCCAAGAAAUCCACCAAGAGCCCGAAGAAGGCGAAAAAACCGUCGACCCCCAAAAAGGCUGCCAACAGCGCGAAGAAGACAAAAACUGCCAAGCCCAAAGCCGUAAAGCCCAAUACGGCCAAGGCGAAAAAGGCGGCCCCCAAAAAGAAUGUGCUCAGGCAUGGUCACUUCUAACCUUGCGCAGCUGUUGGGCUGCUGUUGAGUCGAAACACCCCAGCCGCUGGGUCACACUACAUUUAAAAGCACUGUUUUUUCCCCAAUGAACAGUCUUUGUGCCCGGGAAGACGACGACUGGCAAGGGGGCAGUUUAAAGCUACACAGAUUAAGGGUUGUAAUAUUAUGAUGUGCUUAUACAAACUCUCCCUGCUGUAAAGGCAGCAAAAUUA
Messenger RNA from Neoarius graeffei (lesser salmon catfish), 839 nucleotides. Its product is annotated as histone H1-like. Gene Ontology annotation, biological process: nucleosome assembly. The transcript is spliced from 2 exons. The coding region runs from base 1 to 627 and encodes 208 amino acids. NCBI's taxonomy places the organism in Eukaryota, Metazoa, Chordata, Actinopteri, Siluriformes, Ariidae. The record is from RefSeq and is a predicted model, not a curated record. Gene Ontology annotation, molecular function: structural constituent of chromatin; DNA binding. Gene Ontology annotation, cellular component: nucleosome.